AUGUAUGUACAGGGCAUUGAUCCAACAUCUUUAGAUGAAUUCAAUCACAUCCAAAUGAAGUAUGUGGAAGGUGAGGAAGGGAUAAAUAAGUUCUUUGCUGCAUUUCACAUCCAUGAUGCAUUUCCCGUUUUGGUUAUCAUUGAUGAUUUUGGAGAUUUCUUUGAUGAAAAAAAUUUCCAACAGGGCUACCAUAGUCCUCGUGGAAGAGAACUGGCAAUAGUCCAGACUUUAGCUUUGUGUCGGGAUGCUGUUAAUCAUGCCAAGACCUUGUAUGCGUUUGUUCUUUGAUACUCACCAUGGUGAUACCCUUAAAUUUCUUCAUAUCUACAAAAGAUGGGUUGACU
Erigeron canadensis is the source of this 344-nucleotide messenger RNA. RefSeq lists its product as uncharacterized. Gene Ontology annotation, biological process: double-strand break repair via homologous recombination. Gene Ontology annotation, cellular component: Shu complex. Gene Ontology annotation, molecular function: single-stranded DNA binding. The record is from RefSeq and is a predicted model, not a curated record. The coding region runs from base 1 to 288 and encodes 95 amino acids. Lineage: Eukaryota; Viridiplantae; Streptophyta; Magnoliopsida; Asterales; Asteraceae. The transcript is spliced from 4 exons.